AUGGAAAAUUCUGCUUGGUUAGUGCUUUCUCAAUUAUAACACCCCAAGUUAAAAAGUAGUCUGCUCCUUCCCGUACCUAAUUGCAAUACCACUCUCUGCUUUGUUGCUGUUGCUUAAUCCUUUUGGCUUUCCCCAUCCCUUCGACUCACUACCUCUUUCCCAUUUUAUCAUCCAUUCCUAACUUGGCUCUCAUUCACCGUCUCUCUGUUUGGAACCCAAACUCUGCUCCUUUCAUUUCCUUGUUUAUUUUCAUUUGCUCCACCCUCUUCUUAGUUUCCUCUUAUUUUCUCAGUUCCUAUCUGUUUUCCAACAUAACCAAAUUCCCAAAAAAAAAAAAAAAAAAAACCACCAUCUGUCUUCAUAGCUUGGUAAUCUACUCUUCACAUUCGGGCUCACAUCAGGAUCUGCUUGCAAAACACCAACUUCCUUUGUUCUCGUUUUGUCACACUGAAUCAAAUUGCAUGCAUUCCUUGAGCUUUCUACAUCUCUUCACUCCCUACUUCUUUGUCAUUUUUUCUACCUUCACUCAUAUUCGCUACUGAUUCUGCUUUUCAUUUUGUUGGUGACCGUCUCUCUGCUUGGAACAAAUACUCUGCUCCUUCCAUUUCUUCCACUUUCUUAUUUUAGUUUCCCCUUGUUCCUGCUUCCAUUUGUUUCUGUUUUUUCAUCAUUUACCUUCUGUUUUCCCAACAAAACCCCACACACACACACACAAAAAAAAAAAAAAAUCCAACUGAGACGAAAUGACAGAGAUCAUUUUUGCCGUUGCUGCAAAAGUUUCAGAGUACUUGGUUGCUCCAAUUGGACGCCGGCUUAGUUAUCUGUUUUGCCAUCGGAACUAUACUGAUGAACUCCACAACAAAGUUGAGAAGCUGGGGAAGGAGAGGGAUGACGUGCUGAUAACUGUUGAUGAAGCUAGGAGAAGAGGGGAUGAAAUCAGACCUAUCGUUCAGGAGUGGCUGAAUCGGGUUCAUGAGAUUACACGGGAGGCCGAGGCGUUGAAGAAGGAUGAAAACAAGAGCUGUUUCAAUGGGUGGUGUCCUAAUCUCAAGUCACGGUACCUGCUAAGCAGGGAAGCGGACAAGAAGGCGCAGGUUAUUGUUGAAGUCCAAGGAAACCGCAAUUUCCCCGAUGGCGUAGCAUUUCGUGUCCCUCCACGGAAUGUAGCGUUUAAAGAAUAUGAAUCUUUUGAGUCAAGAGACUUGACUUUGAACAAAAUUAUGGAUGCAUUAAGAGAUGAUAAGAUGAAGAUGAUUGGGGUAUGGGGGAUGGGCGGUGUGGGCAAAACCACGCUGGUCAAACAAGUGGCUCAAGUAGCUGAAGAUGGCAAGUUAUUUGACAAGGUGGUGAUGGUCGCUGUAUCCCGAGAACAAAACUUGGAAAAUAUUCAAGCCGAGAUUGCAGAUUCCUUAGGUUUGAAUAUCCAAGAGAAGGGUAAAUCGGGAAAAGCGAAUCGGCUAAUUGACAUAUUGAAGAAAAAGAAGCUCCUCAUAAUUCUGGAUGAUAUUUGGGCGAAACUCGACUUGAAGGCUGUAGGAAUUCCUUGUGGGGACGAUCAUGUAGGGUGUAAAAUUGUGGUGACUUCUAGAAGAAUAGAUGUCUUAUCUCAAGACAUGGGCACUCAACCAAAUUUUGAAAUUCGAAUUUUAUCAAAUGAUGAAGCGUGGCAGUUAUUUCAGAAGACAACAGGUGGCAUUCCGGAAUUGGAUGUACAAUCCGUAGCAAGGAAGGUAGCUGAGAAGUGUGGAGGUUUACCCAUUGCACUUGUUACCGUUGCAAAGGCGCUAAAGAAUAAGAGUUUGCCUUAUUGGGAUGAUGCCUUACGACAACUGACAAGUCCUGUUAUGAUAGACAUAAGAGAAAUGGGUGAAAAUGUAUACAAAAGUCUAGAGUUGAGUUACGAUUACUUGGAGAUUGAAGAUGCCAAGUUAUUGUUUUUGCUUUGUGGUUUGAUGGGUAAUGGUGACAUUUCACUGGAUGACUUGUUCAAGUGCAGCCUGGGCUUGGGUUUUUUUCAGCGUAUCAAGACAUUGGACGACUCAACAAAUAGGCUUCAAGUAUUGGUAGAUAGCCUCAAAGCCUCCAGUUUAUUAUUCGACAUCGACAGAAAGGAAGCCUCCAGUUUUUUAUUAUACAGAAACAGAAAGGAGUAUGUGAAGAUGCACGAUGUUGUUCGCGACGUUGCCAGAGAACUUGCAUCCAAGGAUCCUCGGUAUAUGGUAAUAGAAGCCACGCAAUCAGGGAUACAUGAAUCCACAAGCUGCGUUCACCUUUCUUUAAGUCACGCAGGUACCCUUGACCUUGGUGAAAUAUCGGACCGUCCCAAAAUUGAAUUUUUUCGAUUGGUCAAUGAAGGUGGACCUUUGAAAAUUCCGGACCCCCUUUUUAAUGGCAUGGGCAAACUCAAAGUAUUACACUUGUUUCGAAUGGAAUUUUCAUCACUACCUUUGUCACUUCAAUCCCUUGCAAAUCUCCGAACAUUGUGUCUUCACCGCUGCACGUUGGGAGGCGUUGCUGGAAUUGGAGAGCUAAAGAAACUAGAAGUUCUUAGCUUUUGGCGUUCCAAUAUCGUACAAUUGCCUAGAGAGAUAGCACAAUUGACCUGUCUAAGAUGGUUGGAUCUGAGAGAUUGCUAUGAACUUCAAGCAAUUCCACCAAAUAUCUUAUCAAACCUAUCUCAAUUGGAGCAUCUUUGCAUGGAACUUUCUAGAUUUAUUCUGUUCGAGGAUGAGGAAAUUAAUCAAGAAAGAAAUGCUGGCCUUUCAGAAUUGAAACAUUUGUCUCGCUUGACAACUUUAGAUAUAGCAGCACAAGAUCUGAAGUUGCUGCCAAAAGACAUGGUCUUUGAGAAGUUGACAAGAUUUAAAAUAUUUAUAGGUGGUUGGUGGGGAUUGGACUCAAUUUGUGAAACCAAAAGAGCAUUGAAGCUCUGUAAAGCUGGUGGAACCCUUCAUUUGGUGGAUGGGAUUGGCAAGUUGUUGAAAAAAACUGAAGAGCUCUCCUUAAGGGAAUUGAGUGGUACUAAAAGUGUUUUUCAUGAAUCAUAUAAAGAGGAUUUUCUUCAAUUGAAGCAUCUCGAUGUCGAUAGCAGUCCAGAGAUUCAAUAUAUUGUGGAUUCAAAGUACCCGCGGUUUCAAGAACACGAUCUCUUUCCUUUGUUGGAGUCAUUGCUUCUUCGUGAUCUGAUUAACUUGGAAAAAGUAUGCCACGGACCAAUUCCAAGAGGGUCUUUUGGUAACUUGAAAACUCUGAAGGUGAUGAAAUGCCAUGGAUUGAAAAUUUUCCUAUCUCUUACCAUGGCUACAGGCUUUUUGCAUCUUCAAAAUAUAGAAAUAGGAGAAUGCAAUGUCAUGCAACAAAUAAUCGCAUAUGAAAGGGAGUCAGAAAUAAUAGAAGAUGGCCAUGGUGGGACAACCUUGCAACUAUUCCCCGAACUACAGUCUUUGAGACUUUAUAAACUACCAGAGCUCAUGAACUUCAGCUCUAAGGUAGAAACUACAUCUUCCACGUCUCUAGCAAGGAAUGCCAGGUCGGAAGGCAAUUGUGAUAAUCGCAUGUCAUUUUUCAGUAACCAGGUUUCAUUCCCUAUUUUAAAGAAGUUGAUACUUCAUGAUCUUCCCAAAUUGAGGGAGAUAUGGCAUCACCAACUUCCACUUGGGUCCUUCAACAAUUUGAAAAUCUUAGAAGUUCAGAAUUGUCUAGGCCUAUUCAAUCUUAUUCCAUCUCAUUUGAUACAAAGAUUCAAUAAUUUGAAAGAAUUAGAGGUGGAUAACUGUGAAGUCCUAAAACAUGUGUUUGAUCUUCAAGGACUUGAUGGAAAUAUUAGGAUUCUCCCAAGGUUAGAAUCCUUACGGCUAAAGGCACUACCUAAGUUGAGGCGUGUUGUAUGCAAUGAGGAUGAUGACAAGAAUGAUAACGUGAGGUGUCUUUUCUCUUCUUCCACGGCUUUUCACAACCUUAAAUUCCUAUCCGUCACAAAUUAUGGGAACAAAGUUGAAGAUGAGGGACAUAUCAUUACUCCUAUGGAAGAUGUAGUGCUCUUCGAUGGAAAGGCUUCAUUCCCUAAUUUGGAGAAUUUGAUACUUUAUGAUCUUCCCAAAUUAAGGGACAUAUGGCAUCACCAACUUCCACUUGGGUCCUUCGACAAUUUGAAAAUCUUAGAAGUUCAGAAUUGUCUAGGCCUAUUCAUUCUUAUUCCAUCUCAUUUGAUACAAAGAUUCGACAAUUUGAAAGAAUUAAAGGUGGAUAACUGUAAAGUCCUAAAACAUGUGUUUGAUCUUCAAGGACUUGAUGGAAAUAUUAGGAUUCUCCCAAGGUUAGAAUCCUUACGGCUAAAGGCACUACCUAAGUUGAGACGUGUUGUAUGCAAUGAGGAUGAUGACAAGAAUGAUAACGUGAGGUGUCUUUUCUCUUCUUCCACGGCUUUUCACAACCUUAAAUUCCUAUCCGUCACAAAUUGUGGGAACAAAGUUGAAGAUGAGGGACAUAUCAUUACUCCUAUGGAAGAUGUAGUGCUCUUCGAUGGAAAGGCUUCAUUCCCUAAUUUGGAGAAUUUGAUACUUUAUGAUCUUCCCAAAUUAAGGGACAUAUGGCAUCACCAACUUCCACUUGGGUCCUUCGACAAUUUGAAAAUCUUAGAAGUUCAGAAUUGUCUAGGCCUAUUCAAUCUUAUUCCAUCUCAUUUGAUACAAAGAUUCGACAAUUUGAAAGAAUUAAAGGUGGAUAACUGUGAAGUCCUAAAACAUGUGUUUGAUCUUCAAGGACUUGAUGGAAAUAUUAGGAUUCUCCCAAGGUUAGAAUCCUUACGGCUAAAGGCACUACCUAAGUUGAGGCGUGUUGUAUGCAAUGAGGAUGAUGACAAGAAUGAUAACGUGAGGUGUCUUUUCUCUUCUUCCACGGCUUUUCACAACCUUAAAUUCCUCCUAUCCAUCACAAAUUGUGAGAACAAAGUUGAAGAUGAGGGACAUAUCAUUACUCCUAUUGAAGAUGUAGUGCUCUUCGAUGGAAAGGUUUCAUUCCCUAAUUUGGAAGAGUUAACACUCAAUGGUCUUCGCAAGUUGAAGAUGAUAUGGCAUCAACAACUUUCUCUUGAAUCCUUUUGCAGAUUACAGAUCCUAAAUGUGUGGAAUUGUCCACGUUUUUUAUCUUUUUCCAAGUUCAAGGAUUUUCAUCACCACAAAAAGUUAAGUACCACUAAUUGUGAGAUGCUCUUGGAUGAAAAGGUUGCAUUCCCUCCUAAUUUGGAGGAGUUGGUUUUAAAAAGCCUUCCCAAGUUGACGGAGAUAGAUAUUGGGAAUCUCUCAAAGUUAAAAAUUCUAAAGUUAAAGGAACUACAUGGAUGUCAUUUGUUUAAGGUUUCACUUUCUCCUAAUUUGAAGGAGAUAGUUCUAAAACGUCUUCCAAAAUUGGAGGAGAUAGAUUUUGGGAUCCUCCCAAAGUUAGAAAUCCUAAAGUUAAAGAAACUACCUCAAUUAAGACAUAUUAUAUGCAAUGAGGAUAAGAAUUUCAGCAAGAGAUGUGUUUUGUCUUCUUCAAUGUUCAAGAAUUUUCACAAUCUCAAAGAGUUACGUAUCAUUGAUUGUGGGAUGGAAGACAUGAGAGGUCAAUACUUCUACUAAUGAUGAAGUGCUCUUCAAUGAAAAGGUUUCAUUCCUUGAAUCAAGAGCCUCCACUCUGAACGAUAUUAUGGAUGCCUUAAGAGACGACAAUAUCAACUUGAUUGGAGUAUGGGGCAUGGCCGGUGUGGGCAAAACAACACUGCUGAAACAAGUGGCUCAACAAGCUAAGCAACAGCGGUUGUUCACCAAACAAGCCUAUAUGGAUGUAUCCUGGACUCGAGACUCGGAUAAACGUCAAGAAGGAAUUGCGGAACUUCAACAAGAAAUUGAGAACGCGUUGGACUUGUCACUUUGGAAGCGGAAUGAAUCCACAAAAGCAAAUAAACUGAAGCAGGCACUGAAGGAAGAGAAGAUCCUUAUUAUCUUAGAUGAUAUUUGGACGGAAGUUGAUUUGGAGCAAGUCGGAAUUCCUUCUAAAGAUGACAUUUGGACGCAAUGCAAAAUAGUGUUGGCUUCGAGAGAUGGAGACCUAUUAUGCAAAGGCAUGGGCGCACAAAGAUGUUUUCCAGUGAAACGUUUACCACCAGAUGAAGCUUGGAGUUUUUUUAAGAAGACAGCAGGUGAUUCCGUGGAGGAGAAUCUUGAACUGCAACCCAUAGCCAUUCAAGUAGUUGAAAAAUGUGAUGGUCUACCAAUUGCAAUUGUAACAAUUGCCGAGGCAUUAAAAGAUGAGACCGUGGCUGUAUGGGAGAAUGCCUUGGAACAACUUAGGAGUUGUGCACCAACAAACAUUAGAGCAGUGGAUAAGAAGGUUUACUCAUGUCUGGAGUGGAGCUACACCCAUUUGAAGGGUGAUGACGUUAAGUCAUUGUUCUUACUUUGUGGGAUGCUGGGCUAUGGUUAUAUUUCAUUGGAUCUCUUGUUACGAUAUGGUAUGGGUCUGGAUUUGUUUGAUCGCAUCGACUCAUUGGAGCGAGCAAGAAAUAGACUACUUGCAUUGGUGGAAAACCUCAAAGACUCAGGCUUGUUACUUGACAGUCAUGAAGAUACACACAAGUUUGAUGAAGAAAUAGAUUCAAAUUCACUUUUCAUGGAUGCUGAUAACAAGUUUGUGAGGAUGCACAAUGUUGUUUGUGAAGUUGCCAGAGCAAUUGCAUCCAAGGAUCCUCAUCCAUUUGUAGUCAGAGAAGAUGUUAGAGUGGAAGAAUGGUCAGAGACUAAUGAAUCCAAAAGGUGCGCUUUCAUCUCUUUGCAUUGCAAAGCUGUGCAUGACCUUCCUCAAGAGUUGGUAUGGCCGGAACUUCAAUUUUUCUAUUGCAGAACAACAAUCCUCCCUUGAAUAUCCCGAACACAUUUUUCGAAGGGAUGAAAAAACUCAAAGUUUUGGAUUUGUCCCGUAUGCAUUUUACAACACUACCAUCAUCACUUGAUUCCCUUGCAAAUCUCCGAACAUUGCGUCUGGAUGGGUGCGAGUUGGGAGACAUUGCUCUAAUUGGAAAGCUAACGAAACUAGAAGUUCUUAGCUUGGUGGGUUCUACAAUCCAACGAUUGCCUAAAGAAAUGAUGCAACUGACCAAUCUAAGACUCUUGGAUUUGGAUUAUUGCAAGAAGCUUGAAGUAAUUCCACGAAAUAUCUUAUCAAGUUUGUCUCGAUUAGAAUGUUUGAGCAUGAUAUCUGGCUUUACUAAAUGGGCGGUUGAAGGUGAAAGCAAUGCUUGUUUAUCAGAGCUAAAUCAUUUGUCUCAUUUGACAACUUUAUUUAUAGAAAUACCAGAUGCUAAGUUGCAACCAAAAGACAUUCUAUUUGAGAACUUGACAAGAUAUGGGAUAUCUAUAGGUAUUGGGUCUAUAGGUACUAGGUGGAGGUUCAGAACCAAAAGAGCAUUGGUGCUCGGAAAAGUCAAUAGAAGCUUAUAUUUGGGGGAUGGAAUAAGCAAGUUGUUGGAGAGAAGUGAAGAACUUCUGUUCUGGGGAUUAAGUGGUACUAAAUAUGUGCUUUACCCAUCAGCUAGGGAGAGUUUUCGUGAACUGAAGCAUCUUGACGUUUGGUAUAGUCACGAGAUUCAAUAUAUCAUUGAUUCAAAGGAUCAAUGGUUUCUGCAACAUGGUGCCUUUCCUCUAUUGGAGUCAUUGAUUCUUCAUUCUCUGAACAAUUUGGAAGAAGUAUGGCAUGGCCCAAUUCCAAUAGGGUCUUUUGGUAACUUAAAAACUCUAGAAGUGGAGUCAUGUCCUAAAUUGAAAUUUCUCCUUCUGCUUUCCACAGCUAGAGGCCUUUCCCAACUUGAAAAAAUGACAAUAAAAAAAUGCAAUGCCAUGCAACAAAUAAUCGCAUAUGAAAGGGAGUCAGAAAUAGAAGAAGAUGGACAUGUUGGGACCAACUUGCAACUAUUCCCAAAAUUGCGAUCCUUGGAACUCGAGAAUCUACCACAGCUCAUCAACUUCAGUUCCGAGUUUGAAACAACAUCUUCCACAUCUUUGAGUACAAAUGCAAGGUCAGAAGACUCAUUUUUCAGUCAUAAGGUUUCAUUCCCUAAGUUAAAGAAGUUGACACUCAAAAAUCUGCCCAAGCUGAAGGAUACAUGGCAUUAUCAACUUCCAUUUGAAUUCUUCUUCAAUCACGGAUCUUAAGGGUGUACAAAUGUCCAUGUCUACUCAAUCUUGUCCCAGUUCAUUUGAUACACAGCUUCCAGAAUUUAAAAGAGAUAGAUGUGCAACGUUGUGAACUCCUAGAGCAUGUGAUUAUUCUUCAAGAAAUUGAUGGAAAUGUUGAGAUCCUCUCAAAGUUAGAAACCUUGAAAUUGGAGAACUUGCCUAGGCUGAGAUGGAUCAAAGAUGGGAAUGAUAUGAUGAAACAUAUUUCCUCUCUUCUGACACUCAUGAAUAUUCAAAACCUUCAAGAACUACAUAUCACUAAUUGUAGUAUGGAAGACUCGCGGAAAAUGUAGUACUCUUUUGUGAGAAGGUACACUGGAUAUACUUUAUGUUCUGCCCUAUUUGAGAUGAAGUACAGAUGCAGCCUUUGAAAGAGAAACUAUUAAUGAAGUUUGAGAAAUUGUCAAUGAUGUUUCCUUCAAUCAUUUCCUUCAUUUGAUAGAGUUUAUUUAUUCAAGCACAUGCUAGAUUUUCAUAUGCAUUUUGUUCUGUUCAUUGUUAUAUCCCUAAUAAAAUUGUUUGUUAAGUGUGUGGUCUUGCACAAUGAUGAAAGUUUUAUAUAUUAGUAUUCGACUU
This is a messenger RNA of Vitis riparia (riverbank grape), 8786 nucleotides long. Its product is annotated as disease resistance protein At4g27190-like. NCBI's taxonomy places the organism in Eukaryota, Viridiplantae, Streptophyta, Magnoliopsida, Vitales, Vitaceae. Bases 744 to 5618 code for a protein of 1624 amino acids. Gene Ontology annotation, molecular function: ATP hydrolysis activity; ADP binding. The record is from RefSeq and is a predicted model, not a curated record. The transcript is spliced from 10 exons.